CUGUAGAUACCACCCUUAUCGCGCACAUACGUUUAUAUAUGCAGUCUUGCGUUUUGUACGAACAAUAGGUUCCAGGGUACUGGUACUGAUGGUAGAAUCGUUGGAACCGUUUGUUGAUGUACGUGACUUUAAUUGGGAACUGUAAAAACGUGGUGCUGUAAUGAAUAUUUGGAACGUUAGAGGCGACUAGAUCGAUGUGGUUUGCCCGGCGACUGGGGUGCUGAAAUGUUGGAAAAUUUCACUGAAGUAAUGUCGCUUCUCCUCAGAUCAGGGCUCUCUGAAAACGUCGCUGUGUCACUAUAUGUAUAGACGAUUAAUUAUGUACCCCGACAUCGGUAACACAGGGAGGACGGUGUUGUAACAUAAGGCGCUACCAUUACUCUUUUCAAAGGAAUUUUAAAACGUAUAUACUUGUACCUGAAUUGGCCCUCGCGAGUGCCCGCCAGUGUGACCUUAGCGCCAUGCUUUACACAUCGUAUGCUUGGUAACCAUGUACAAUCCAAGAAUUUCAAAGAGGCACAUGGCCACUGUGGAAUCGUUUCUGACACUUCAUCGGAGCUGAGCACCACGCGGCGAUGAAAAGACUCUAGCGACAAGUAGCCAUGUCUGCCAACAGGAAGCGAGGGUGGUGUGUUUGGAUUUGGAAGACAUUUAUGUGGUGGACAGUUUUCCAUGUUAUACCAAAAAGUCGAGGCACCCACCAGCACCGCCACCACUUCCCAGAGGUAUUUUCCGAGGAGGACCGCCUCAUCAAGUACCUACUACGUAUCAACUCGGUACGCUCCCUAUACAGUAGACCAGUGCUGAAUUAUUCUGAUUCUGUAAACGUGAAAUUCGGAUUACAACUCAUACAAAUCAUGGACCUAAACGAACGGGACCAAGUGCUCACCCUGAACGUCUGGUCUCAUUACGAAUGGGUAGAUGUUCACCUACGAUGGAAUGUGAGUGAAUACAAAGGUGUAGAGGAGGUUCAUAUGAAACCAACCGAGCUAUGGACACCGGAUAUCAAACUUUACAACUAUGCUGACGACAGACUGACUGAGAACCGGGAUGCGAUGUGCGUGGUGAGGUAUGACGGUACCAUAACGUGGCUUCCACAGGCCGUCUACAAAAGUUCGUGUAACGUAGACGUAGCUACAUUCCCCUUCGACAAGCAACACUGUCACCUCAAGUUCGGUUCAUGGUCCUACGACGGAUUUAAACUGGACCUCCAUUUUGUAAAUGCCAGUGAAAUGACUAUGGACGAUUACUAUGUGAGUAACGUGUGGGACGUCAUAGAAACACCGGCUCAGAGAAAUGUCAUGAAAUACGUGUGUUGCCAAGCGCCCUUUAUCGACCUCACGUUUUCUAUAACCAUCAGAAGAAGAGCCACCUUCUAUGCUUACAUCCUCAUUCUACCCUGCGUGUUGCUGACGUCACUUACUUUGGUCCUUUUCUGGAUCCCGCCGGAAUCACCGGCAAAAAUGCAACUUGGAAUGUCCAUAUUUAUGGCUUUCUUCGUCUUACUGUUGUUGUUUGAAGGCAAUCUCCCUCCUGCAGCUAACGCGGUUCCCGUCCUAGGAACGUAUUAUUGCCUGAAUAUGGUACUAAUUACUCUUUCAUCAUUCCUCAACGUUUUUGUGGUUAACAUUUCCUUCAUCGGAGCGAGGGCAGCUGUCCCCUACAUGUUGAAAAGGGUGAUGUUUUCAUUCGUGGCGAGGGUCGUGUGUAUGGAAAACCUCGUCUUGCCUUUCAAAGACGAUAGUCAAGUGACGUGCCCACCCUCGCGCAGAUGUAUGAUUGGCAAUGGCGAGAAUAAGUGGGCGCCCCCUAACAACUGGAGGGGGUCGUCAGAGAUGACAGCCAACGCCCAAACCGAGACUGUUCAGAACCCUCAGUUGGCCGAGAUACACGCAAAACUUAACGAAAUACGAAAUUUCAUCAAAAUGUAUAAAGAAAGACUAGAAGAAAAAGACAGAAAAGAGAAAAUGGCCAAAGAGUGGAAGGCUUUAGCGCUGGUGUUCGACAGAAUAUUCUUUAUAAUUUAUAUAUCAACUAUCACUGUGUCUCUGUGCGUGGUCCUUCCCAUCAUAUUUAGUAGUUGAUAUUUAUGUUUAGGCGUCAACCACGGGAUCAACUCAAUUAGAGGGAUAUAUCAAGUGUUAAUAUGUCUACAUCAUAUAAAAAAAAAUAGUGUAUAAAGUUUUGCGUCUCACCAAAUUGUUUCAUUCUGUAAUCCGGAUUAUUUUGGCGUGCUGUAUUUUUAUAUGAAUCAUCUUCAAAUUAUAAAUGUUGCCAUCGUUAAUUAUGUUUACAUAUUCACUUACUAUGUUAAAAAGACUUGUAAAGGCCAGCUGUACAGUAGUUUAUCAGAAUGGACAGUAGAAACUGUUAAAUCAUACUAUACCUUAAUACGUGUAAUGGGUGGUAGGACAGAUAGCGAGGCCCAACAUCGGACUGUUAUUAGUGUAGGCAUCGGGUCCACUAGUGGAAUGGGGGUUGGGUGGAACCUCACCGUGAUAAAGGGAAAGUGAAGCAAAUUCUGCGGUGUCGGGUGGGAGCAGAGCGUUGUGGGCGGUGCCACCUGUACAUAGACAUUUCCAGCAACGGUUGCUAUACCAGUAACGCUGCGAGACAGGUGUGAUACAUUGUAUACCGUUGAGCUACCAUGUUUAAUUCACCAUAGACGUAUUUGUACAUGUAUUUUCAACUCAAUCGCGUGGUUUCGUUACCUUACGGACAACCUUUACUCAUUCGGUCUGUAUUAAGAAGGUAAGGGAUGGGAGCGAACCCUGUUAAAGUGGGAGUCAUUGGUUGAAACAAGUGUAGACUCGGUUUUAUCUGCUCGGUGAAACAUUAAUUUGUGAAUGAAUGUUAUCAAAGUAUUAAAAUUGUAAAGUCAGCACUGGCUAGGAAAAAACUUUAAAAUGAGUGUAAAAACAAAUGUAAGUCGUUGUAAAUGUUUUCCUUGUUUACAAGGGCCGACAACCCUGUUUGCCAAAAAUAUUCGUGUAAACCUACGUUGUAUUUGUCUCACUGUCGCUCAUAAAGAUGGAGGUUUCAGGUUUACCAUAUAUUACUGUUGACUAGUAUUAUGUUGUUUCUAAGUGAUAAAAUGUAAGCCGGAAGUUCGUGUUCCGAUUUAUUACUACACUGUUCGGUAGUACCGGAAGCUCAUGUUCCGGUUUAUUACUAUACUGUUGGGUAGUACCGGAAGCUCAUGUUCCGGUUUAUUACUACACUGUUGGGUAGUACCGGAAGCUCAUGUUGCGGUUUAUUACUACACUGUUUGGUAGUACCGGAAGCCCAUGUUCCGGUUAAUUACUACACUGUUGGGUAGUACCGGAAGUCCAUGUUCCGGUUUAUUACUACACUGUUCGGUAGUACCGGAAGCUCGUGUUCCGGUUUAUUACUACAGCGUUGGGUAGUACCGGAAGCUCAUGUUCCGGUUUAUUACUACAGCGUUGGGUAGUACUGGAAGCUCAUGUUCCGGUUUAUUACUACAUGUGUAAACCGUUGGGUAGUACCGGAAGCCCAUGUUCCGGUUUAUUACUACACUGUUGGGUAGUACCCCGAUACUGCUGUUGUUACUUACGUUCUAGUUGAUAUUCAAAUAAUUUAUUGAUACAUUAUGUAGUUCCUGACUUCCAUAUAUAAAAUAAAAUGGUGUACAUCUUGUGACGUAGUGAUUUCGCGAGAGCGCUCGACCUCGGUUGACCUCGAGACGAAAACACUCUGUACAUGCGAUGCACCAUUUGCCUAUGCAAGCAUCCUUUUGUACAUAUGUAUAUUGUACUGGGCGUUGGUCAACGAAUGGUGUUGCUGAACUACACUGCAUUAGGUGGGCUUUCUCCUCCCUACCGUGCACUCACGUGCUGUCACGAUUCACGAAUAUAUUAUAUACCAUGUAAUGUCUGUGUCGUCAGUGCAAACACACACGACUUUUUACCACGAAAUUUACCAUUACGGUAUUCCCCUAGUUCUUAUCGAAUUCAUGCCACCUUGUUAUAUAUUAAUAGAUCUAUAUUCUGUGCCACUAAUGUUGGGACUAAUUGUCUGUGGCAUACCCUAUAUGAUAGAUAUUAAAUAGCGCGCCUCGUAAGGGGCCAUUCCGUUUUUGAACGAAUUACAUGUAUAUAUUGCUUUCUGUAUUUCUGUAGUUUGAGUACGGCAUAAUAUUUUUUUUUUCAAAUGACCAGCCAAAAUAGGGAUUUAUUCUAUUUUUAUAUUUGUAGGUGAACUUUUGAAUUUAAAUAGUUUACAUUAUAAAUCAUAAUAAUGUAAUAUCAAAUUCUCUUAAUCAAGCUGUAUGACUGGUGAGUGGCAAUAACAUGCAUACAUGUGCUAGGUGUAUCUAAAUUAAAAUGGCUGACAUACCAAAACGAGAUGACAGUUGGCACUAACAUACAACUCAAACUGUCAUUUAACAGUGUUGAGGCAUAAAGUACAUAUAUUUGGUGACAUGUGUGAGGCUGUACAUUGAUACAGUUUGACACCAGAGUGAAAAGCUGUCUGUACGACACCAGAGUACAAUGUUGUCUAUAUCACACCGGAGUGAAAAGCUGUCUGUACGACACCAGACUACAAUGUUGUCUAUAUCACACCAGGGUACAAAGCUUUAUCUGUACGACACCAGGGUACCAUGUUGUCUGUACGACACCAGAUUACAAUGUUGUCUGUAUGACACCAGAGUACAAUGUUGUCUGUACGACACCAGGGUACAAUGUUGUCUGUAUGACACCAGAGUACAAUGUUGUCUGUAUGACACCAGGGUACAAGGUUGUCUGUAUGACACCAGGUUACAAUGUUGUCUGUACGACACCAGGGUACAAUGUUGUCUAUAUCACACCAGGGUACAAAGCUGUCGGUACGACACCAGGGUACAAUGCUGUCUAUAUCACACCAGGGUACAUGGCUAUCUGUUUGACACCAGGGUACGAUGUUGUAUGUAUGACACCAGGGUACAAUGUUGUCUGUAUGACACCAGGGUACAAGAUUGUUUGUAUGACACCAGGGUACUAGGUUGUCCGUAUGACACCAGGGUACAUGGCUGUCUGUACGUCACCAGGGUACAAGGUUGUCUGUAUGACACCAGGGUACAAGAUUGCCUGUAUGACACCAGAGUACAAAUCUGUCUGUAUGACACCAGGGUACAAGGUUGUCCGUAUGACACCAGGGUACAUGGCUGUCUGUACGUCACCAGGGUACAAGGUUGUCUGUAUGACAGCAGGAUGCAAAGCUGUCUGUAUGACACCAGUAUCAAAUUCUGUAUGUAUGUCACCAGGGUACAAGACUGUCUGUAUGAGAACAAAGUACAAUGCUGUCUGUUUGACACCAAGGUACAAGGCUGUCUGUACGCCGCCAGAUUACAAUACUGUCUGUACGACACUAGGGUACAAGGUUGUCUUUAUGACACCAGUGUACAAGGUUGUCUGUAGGACACCAGUGUGCAAGGUUGUUUGUAUGACACAAGUGUACAGGGCUGUCUGUAUGACACCAGGGUACAAUGCUAUAUGCAUAACACCAGGGUACAAGGCUGCCUGUAUGACACCAAAGUACAAGGCUAUAUGCAUAACACCAGGGUACAAGGCUGCCUGUAUGACACCAAAGUACAAGGCUAUAUGUAUAACACCAGGGAACAAGGCUUUAUGAAUGACACAAGGUUACAAGGCUGUCUGUAUGACACCAGUGUACACGGCUAUCUGCAUGACACCAGGGUAAAACGCUGUCUUUAUGACUCCAAAAUAAAAUGCUGUCUGUAUGACACCAGGGUACAUAGCUAUAUGUAUGACACCAGGGUUCAAGGUUGUAUGUAUGGCACCAGGGUACAACCUUGACUGUACGAUACCAGUGUACAAGGUUGUCUCUGUGACACGAGGGUACAAAGGUUUCUGUGUGACACAAGGGUACGAGGCUAUAUGUAUGCCGCAUGGGUUCAAGGUUGUAUGUAUGAAACCAGGGUACAAGGCUGUCUAUAUGAUACCAUUGUACAAGUUUGUCCGUAUGAUACCAGGGUACAAUGUUGUCUGUAUCACACCAGGGUACAAAGCUGGUCUGUAUGACACUUAGUACAAGGCUGUCUGUAUGAAACCAGGGUACAAUAAUGUCUGUAUGACACAAGGGUACCAUGCCGUCUGUAUACAAAUUAAAGUACAAGGCUGUUUGUAUGACAACAGGGUACAAAGCUGUCUAUAUUAUACCAGGGUAAAAUUUUGUCUGUAUGGCGCUAAAGUACAAGGCUGUCUGUAUGACACCAGGAUACAAGGUUGUCUGUAUGACACCAAAGUACAAGGGUGUCUGUAUGACACAAGGGUACAAGGCUGUCGGUAUGAUACCAGACUAACAUGUUGUAUGCAUGACACUAAAGUACAAGGCUAUCUGUAUGACACCAGGGUACAAGGCUGUAUGUAUGAUUCUAAAAUACAUGGCUGUCUGUAUGACACCAGGGUACCAUGUUGUCUGUGUGACACUAGGUACAAGGCUAUCUGUAUGACACCAGGGUACCAUGGUGUCUGUGUGAUACUAGGUACAUGGCUGUCUGUAUGACACCAGGGUUCCAUGUUGUCUGUGUGACACUAAAGUACAUGGCUGUCUGUAUGACACCAGGGUACCAUGUUGUCUGUGUGACACUAGGUACAAGGCUGUAUGUAUGAUAUUAAAAUACAAGGCUAUCUGUAUGACACCAGGGUACAAGGCUGUAUGUAUGAUACUAAAAUACAUGGCUGUCUGUAUGACACCAGGGUACCAUGGUGUCUGUGUGACACUAAAGUACAAGGCUAUCUGUAUGACACCAGGGUUCCAUGUUGUCUGUGUGACACUAAAGUACAAGGCCAUCUGUAUGACACCAGGGUACAAGGCUGUAUGUAUGAUUCUAAAAUACAUGGCUGUCUGUAUGACACCAGGGUUCCAUGUUGUCUGUGUGAUACUAGGUACAAGGUCAUCUGUAUGACACCAGGGUACAAGGCUGUAUGCAUGACACCAGGGUACAAGGCUGCAUGUAUGAUUCUAAAAUACAUGGCUGUCUGUAUGACACCAGGGUACCAUGGUGUCUGUGUGAUACUAGGUACAAGGCUAUCUGUAUGACACCAGGGUUCCAUGUUGUCUGUAUGACACCAGUGUACAAGGCUAUCUGUAUGACACCAGGGUACAAGGCUGCAUGUAUGAUACUAAAAUACAUGGCUGUCUGUAUGACACCAGGGUAUCAUGGUGUCUGUGUGACACUAAAGUACAAGGCCAUCUGUAUGACACCAGGGUACAAGGCUGUAUGUAUGAUUCUAAAAUACAUGGCUGUCUGUAUGACACCAGGGUACCAUGCUGUCUGUGUGACACUAAAGUACAAGGCUAUCUGUAUGACACCAGUAUACAAGGCUGGCUAUUUGGCACCAGCGAUUAUCUUGAUGACACGAGCUACAAACUGUCUUUAUUAUACCGGAUACAAUAUGAUCUGUAGGACGCCAUGUUACAUGGUAAUCUGUACGAUUCUGGGUUCUUAGACAGUCUUUUGUACAUUGCAAUGUCAAUGACAUAACAUUAUACAUUGUAUGUAAAUGUGUAUGUCACUGACGUAGCAUGAUACAUUGUAUGUAAAUGUGUACGUCAAUGAUGUACCGUUAUACAUUGUAUGUAAAUGUGUACGUUAAUGAUGUACCGUUAUGCAUUGUAUGUAAAUGUGUAUGUCACUGAUACAACGUUAUGCAUUGUAUGUAAAUAUGUACGUCACUGAUGUAACGUGAUGCAUUGAACAUGUAUAUACAUGUGUAUGUCACUGAUUGAACCAGUUACAUGGUAUGUUUGUCACUGAUGUAAUGUAAUACAUUGUAUGUAAAUUCGUCUGUCAAUGAUCUAACUUCAUAUAUUGUAAAUGUCUGUAUCACUGGGAUGACAUCAUAUGACAGGUCAUAUGAUCAGGUCACUAUAUGCACCGUAAGAUAUCGGCCACUAAAUGACAUGAUACACUGUCAUUUAAUGUUAAUAACAAUUUUCUAGCCUCAUACAAUGUGUGCCAUUGAUUUAACAUAAAACAAUUGAUACACUAUAUGUGUGUAUGUCUAGGUCAUUGAUUUAGCAUGCUACACUGUUUGUGAGGAUCGAACAGUGUAUGUAGAUGUAAACGUCGCUGAUCUAAUGUCAAUUACUGUUUGUAAAGGCUAAAGGUCAUCGAUUAAACAGUAUACACUGUGUGUAAAAGUUAUGGUCACUGAUCGGAUGAAGUUAUUCACUGUAUAUAAUGUUAAAUGUCACUGAAUAAACAUGAUAUACACCGUGUUUGAAUGUCUACGUCACUGAUAUGAUGACGUAAUGCACUGUAUGUAAAGGUUAAAGGUCACUGAUCUAGCACAUAUGAUAUAUACUAUAUAGAUGUAAAAAUUAUCAAGCUACAUAAAAUCUACAUGUUUAUGUAAAUGAUUUACAUAAAACACCUAUAUUAAUGUUCACGGUCAUGAAUGUGUGUGUCACUGAUCGAUUAGGAUACAUUGUGUAAUACGGUCCGCAUUACUUAGCGGAAUAUAAACGUUCCCUGUCGUCGUUAAUUAGUCUGUAUCUGGUCAUGCAUGAUAUAAUGGCGGCCUAAACAACGUAAUGCUAUUAUUUGAUGGUCACGUGAGAUUAAAAACACAUACAACUAUGAAGAGUACAAGGAAUGAAUAUCUGUGUCGAAACAAUGGGCCCUGUUUCUAUUCCUCUGUCCAUGGAUAGGGCAUUGUUCUGUCUACUGUACUACAUAGGAAAGUGCAGCGAAAUGGCGUGGUUCUUUCUUCUCAGCUGUCACAGGGUCGAUCGUGUUUUUUGUUUAUACAAUGUAAUUUUCUGUCAUAAGAAGGGACCAGGGACUCACUUAGCACAGGGAGGGACGUGGUAUUUAUAUCUACGUGUUACAGGAAGAGACGUGGUACAAUGUACUUGUAUCUACCUGUUACAGGAAGGGACGUAGUACUUGUAUCUACGUAUUACAGGAAGGGGCGUGUUACUUUUACAUAUGUAUCUACCUGUUACAGGAAGGGACGUGGUCCUUGUACAUCUGUAUCUACCUGUUACAGGAAGGGACAUGGUAAUCUACAUUGUUACAGGAGGGGACGUGAUACUUGUACAUCUGUUUCUACCUGUUACAGGAAGGGACGUGGUACUUGUACAUCUGUAGCUACCGGUUACAGGAAGGAACGUGAUACUUGUGCAUCUGUAUCUACCUGUUACAGGAAGGGACAUGGUACUUGUACAUCUGUAGCUACCGGUUACAGGAAAAGACAUGGUACAAUCUACAUCUGGAUCUAUCUGUUACAGGAAGGGACGUGGUACAUGUACAUCUAUAUCUACCUGUUACAGGAAGGGACGUGGUACAUGUUCAUCUGUAUCUACCUGUUACAGGAAUGGACAUGGAACAUGUACAUCUGUAUCUACCUGUUACAGGAAGGGACGUGGUACUUGUACAUCUGUAUCUACCUGUUACAGGAAGGGACGUGGUACUUGUACAUCAGUAUCUACCUGUUACAGGAAGGGACAUGGUACUUGUACAUUUUAUCUACCUGUUACAGGACGGGACGUGGUUCAUGUUCAUCUGUAUCUACCUGUUACAGGAAGGGACGUGGUACUUGUACAUCUGUAUCUACCUGUUACAGGAAGGGACGUGGUACUUGUACAUCUGUACAAAAUGUAACUACCUGUUCACAGGAAGGGACGUGGUACUUGUACAUCUGUAUCUACCUGUUCACAGGAAGAGACUUGGUACAUGUACAUCUGUCUCUACCUGUUAUAGAAUUUAAGAAAGGUACAUGGUGUACUUAUAUCCACCUGUUAUAUGAAGGGGCGUGGUUCCUGUGUCUGCACGUCACUUUUCUGUUGAGGAAUAGGUACCAUUUUAACUGUCAGCUCGUCACCUCUUUGUAUUAAGGCGAGUGUAUAGCAUAAUAUAGUUUCAUAGAAAUCAGUGAUCAUUUCCCCAUUUAACAAGAAAUAUGGCAUAUCGAUAGAUUAAUAAUAUCCUUUAGAUUCCUGGGUUAUUCAGUAGAUUUAACAGCGUGAACCCUUUGUGGUUAUUUACCGCAGCAUAUGUGAAAUCCGAGUAAUGUUGCUCCACACAAAAAGGCCUUUUGAGAAAGUUUUAAAUUUCUGUAAUUCAUUAUUUGUCUUAAUUAUUAUUCCACAAGUAGAUCAUUUCCAAAUAACCAUUUGUCAUCUCUUAUCUGUCUAUUUGUGACUUGUAACGGACACUAUUCAUCCAAUUACCAUAUUUUCUUUGUUAUAAAUUUGACCCAUAUACUCGUCCACUUCUCACUACUGAUUAAAUAGGUAUAACCUUAGGAACUAUGGGGGCCUUAUUUAUAACGUUAUUUCGUAUUCGUCCAGAAUGGACUUUAAAACAAUAUUCCCUUCAUGUAACAUUUCACUGUUAUUGGUUAAAAUGGAGUACCUUUCAAAGUAGGUCACAAUAAUAUGGAAAGGGCCCACUCAUUGAUGUAGAAGCCGGAGCUGUAACGUCCCGCGGGAUGGGGUGUCUUAGCGAGAGAGAGGGCUGCCAUUUCUAUCAAGCUUGAUCAGGUUCUGGUUGAAAUGUACACAUUUUUACGUCACCGAUAUACAAAUAUGUAUAAAAACAAUGUAACAUAUUACGAACGUGUGUGAGAAAUGGUGCGUGUGUCAUUUAUCUUCAGUCAAGUCAGUCGUAUUUUUUUCAUUUUCCUUGUUAAUGCACAUUUAAAAAAAUUAAAACGAAUUAUCUUUUUCCAUGUGCGUGUUUUUGAGUGUUAAGGGACAUGUUGACGCGAUAUAGACAGAUGGUAUCCGUGUUCUGGGGAAGCUCAUGUCCUAUUCUACUCCUUAUUUCCACUGCUUGUUUGGCCGUUUUACCCUAUGUUUGCUCUCAGGUCUACUAUAAGUGUGCCAAUAACUGUUUGUAUCCUAAUUUAUUCAUUAUAUUGCGUGUCACCUAUUAUGUAAGGGCGGACAUACGUAUGUUCCUACAUAACAAGGGCAGGUCAAUCGCGGGGCGAGUAAUCGAUACCUGGUGUUAUGUUAUGUUUUAAAUAAAACCUUUGUUGAUCUAUGAAGUGUUAUUUGCCCCACUCUCGGGCGUCCUCAUGACCUUUGGUUGACCUCCCUAAUGUAGGAACACGCGACAACACCCACCAAGAGCUGCCCACGUCCCUGCUAUUGUUGUGUGCGGUACACUAGAUACAGCGGCUGACAAGUGACACUUUCCUUUAAUAUGGGAAUGACGGUUUUAUAUCACGGUGAAAUAAAUUCAUCUCAUAAUAA
This is a messenger RNA of Mizuhopecten yessoensis (Yesso scallop), 11229 nucleotides long. Its product is annotated as neuronal acetylcholine receptor subunit alpha-10-like. The transcript is spliced from 8 exons. The record is from RefSeq and is a predicted model, not a curated record. Gene Ontology annotation, biological process: monoatomic ion transmembrane transport; nervous system process; regulation of membrane potential. Gene Ontology annotation, molecular function: acetylcholine-gated monoatomic cation-selective channel activity; transmembrane signaling receptor activity. Gene Ontology annotation, cellular component: postsynaptic membrane; neuron projection; synapse. NCBI's taxonomy places the organism in Eukaryota, Metazoa, Mollusca, Bivalvia, Pectinida, Pectinidae. Bases 603 to 2084 code for a protein of 493 amino acids.